CUCUGCCUUUGCCCUCCCUCAUGCAUCGCCCCGUUGCUGCUGUUGUGUAACCUCCCCAGUGUUGUAUGUUCGCAAAUGCAGUGAGGGAUCUUUCAUCAUCUUCUCCAUGCCAAUGUCUUGCGGGUAAUAUUUGGUUCUAACAAGCUUCUCACGCCGAGAAUGUUGCUCACGGACAGGGCUCCCCACGGGGACCAUGUCAAUGUGUCUUACAUGGGUGGUUUCAUCUUCCUGGCUUACGUAGUCAGUGUGAUGGGAUGUACCACCACUCUGGAGCUUCUGCACCGACGGACGUCGAGGUCUGGCCUGUACAACUGGUAUCUAUUGCUCACUUCCUCCAUAACAAUGGGCGGUGUCGGUAUUUGGUGCAUGCAUUACAUUGGAAAUCGUGCCAUUGUCCUGGGAAACGGGGAAGCACAAUUUCAGAUCAUUUAUAGCAUGACGUUUACGGGCGUAUCUUUUGUGCUCCCGGUUGUCGUUCUGCUUGUUGCCUUCUACAGCAUAGGAGCCAGCGAGAAAGCCGGUUAUAUCCGAAUCCUGACGGGUGGUGUACUCACAGGAGGUGCAGUAUGCGGUAUGCAUUAUAUCGGUCAGCUCGGUAUCAGCAACUAUCGCUGUAGCUACCGUGUUGCAAACAUCGUCGGUGCCACCAUCAUCGCGGUGUUUGCUAGUACUGUUGCGUUGACGGUCUUCUUUCGGUGGAGGGCUACAUGGACAGAUAGUUGGUGGCGACGCGGUAUUUGCGGUUGUGUACUUGCCCUUGCUGUCUCCGGCAUGCAUUGGACUGCUGCAGUUGGCACAUACUACUACAAUCAUGACACAACCAUGAAGCAUAAUGGUCAGCUUUCGCGGAGCCAAGUUGUCAUUAUCAGUUCUGUUUUGGCAUGCGCUGCUUGCGGAGUUCUGACGGCGUGUGCCGUAGUUGCUGGUGGAAAUCGGAGAAGACUGAACAUACAAGCUCGACAGCUCGUCUUGACUUGUGCCUUCUUUGACCAGUCUGGGCGGAUCAUGGUCACUCCUCACGCGUUGCUUCCUAGCCGGAAGAUUGUCGAUCGUUAUGUUGGCAGGACGUUCAACGAUGACGACCUUACCCGGAGCCAUCCCGCUUUCCUUUGGGCAUUCCGAGCGAGUAGACACUGGAAUCUGGUCAAGGAUGUUGUCCCUUUUAUGAGAAGUCGGAUCGAGACAGACAAAGAGGCGACGGAGCACUUUCUUGCCAAGGGAGAGGCCCUGGAUCAGGAAAAUGAAUUGCAGAACGAUUUCGACGAACUCUUCAAGCGACACUUUUGCGUUACCGCUCAGGACCUCGCCGACGAGGUUCGACAGCCUCUGCCGGCCCUCGGAAAGCUAUACGACGACGUACUGGUUACGACUGCUCCGACAUCGCGCUUCUCUCGGGCGAUGGGAUAUUCUCGGUUAAACAAUAGCAAGGGACAGAUGCUUUUCACAGUGCGCCAUUUGGACAAGCAGGAAGCGAAUCGACUGGCCGCCGCAGGUUUCCGUUUCACUGCGGUCGAAAAUGUCACAUCGGUUUUGUCCAGCCGAAUGCACAUUCCAUUGCCUGUGUUGGGCGAGCAUCUAAAAGACAUGCGAGAUUACGCGACUGGAGGCCGCAAUUACGAGCCGGGCGUCCACCUCGUUUCAUUUGUUAUGCGCCCUACCAUUUCCGACCACUUUGAGGUACUAACAGCGAAGGGGACCGGUAACCCAUUGCCUUCAUCAACAUUACCGAUUAAACGAAUUAACAUUCAGCACCUCGAUCUGAUUUCACACAUGGAAGGAUGGACCAUAUCGACCUGCUUGUCUUGGCUGAAAUCUGAAGCAGCCCAGUCGAACAAAGAGAUCGAUGACUUCCGCGAGCAACUGAUCCAUGCGAUGACAUCGCUUGAAAGCGCACUUCCUCCCGAUAUCAACAUGGCCUCGAAAUUCUCAGCCAGACCUCUGAUUGCCCCUUGCCGGAUGUUCUCUGAUUCUGAUGCAUCAAACUCUAUCCUACUGCCAUUCUGCGCUGUUGGAAAUCUGGAUACUCAAGUCUCGAACCCGGACUUCACCUUCAUGCCCCUACGCCUCUUCCGCGCACAGCAACAACUGAACGACGCAAACAUCGGAAGCGAUGGAUUUGCGAAGGAGCUGGGCAGGGAACUGUACUAUUCAAACGCACGCAGCAGCUCCGCCACGGAAGCCGAUAUCACACCUUCCAUCCGUUCUGUUCUGAAACUUUGGCCGCGCAAGCAUGCGGAUUCCCACCAUGGCGAUCUCUCCCAGGAAACGUUGACGGAGCUCUCACAGCUUGGCGAUAUUAUGGUCCGCAAGGAGGUCAAGGUGGAUGUCGCCAAGCUAUCUACGCGAUCACUGGACUCUGCCAAACAUGCUUCGCACGCCACCGUUGUAGCCGGUGAUUUGGCUACCAGCAGUUAUGUGGAUGAACUCUAUAAUCUUUGUUACUCACCUGGUGUUCGCUUGCGGCCAGAUACAGCCAUUACUCGGAGCUCAGUGACCCGGAGUUCAAUGGCCACGGGAUGAGCAUUGAGAUUGGACUAUCUUACUCUCAAACACUGCCCUGAGCCAUACGCCGGGCUCUCACCCAGAUGAGGGUAUGCGCCAAACCGCGAGGAAGGGUGUUAGCUCCGCCCCCUCUCAA
Molecule: messenger RNA, 2638 nt
Organism: Aspergillus welwitschiae
Lineage: Eukaryota; Fungi; Ascomycota; Eurotiomycetes; Eurotiales; Aspergillaceae
Exons: 4
Coding region: 160-2520 (786 amino acids)
Source: RefSeq, a predicted model, not a curated record